AUGGCGCCGAGCAAGCUCCGGAAGGCGCUGGGCGCGGUGAAGGACCAGACGAGCAUCGGGCUCGCGAAGGUCGCGUCCUCCUCGGAGCUGGACGUGGCCAUCGUCAAGGCCAGCAAGCACUGCGAGAGCUUCCCCGCCGACGAGCGCCACAUCCGCGACGUCCUCGCGCUCACUCAGCACCACUCUUCCACCUCCGGCGCGUCGUUUCAAGUCGGCGCGUGCGUGGCGGCCCUGUCCAGGCGCCUGGGCCGCACCCGGAGCUGGGACGUGGCGCUCAAGGCGCUGGUGAUCGUGCACCGGCUCCUGGCGGACGGCGGGCCGGCGUUCGAGCAGGAGCUCUUCUACGCCACGCGCCGGGGCACGCGCAUGCUCAACAUGUCCGACUUCUGCGACCGCUCCCGCCGCGACGCCUGGGACUUCUCGGCCUUCGUGCGCACCUACGCCGCCUACCUCGACGACCGCCUCGAGUACCGGAUGCAGGCCAGGCAGGGCCCCAACGGCAGCAACCGCUUCUGCAAGCUUCUCAAGGACGAGCUCUACAGCCAGUCCCCCGGGAGACCACGGGAGGAGGAUGCCGAUCAUGGCGAUCAAGCCGGCAAGGCCGUGGCGCUGGUGCUGAGGGACAAGCCGGCGAGCGAGAUGACGCUGGAGCAGCUCCUCGCCAAGGUCCAGCAGCUGCAGCAACUCCUGGACCGCUUCAUCGCCUGCCGCCCCGUAGGCGCGGCGAGGACAAACCGAGUGGUGACCGUGUCGCUGUACCCGCUGGUGAAGGAGAGCGCGCAGCUCUACCUCGAGCUGACGGAGGCCAGGGCGGCGCUCAUCGAGCGGUUCCCGGACAUGGAGGCGGCGGACGACUGCGAGCGCGUGCACGGCGUCUUCUGCGGCCUCGCCAAGCAGAUCGAAGAGCUCGACGCCUUCUACGCCUGGUGCAAGGACGCCUACGUCUGCCGCCAGUCCGACGUCCCCGAGGUGGAGCCUGUCACGCAUAAGAAGCUCGAGCUCAUGGACGAGUUCGUCCGCGACAGGCGCGCCGCAGAGCUGUCCCAGCAGACGCUGCUGCCGCCGUCGUAUUCCCCAUCGCCAGAGCCGCCAAGCCCAGAGCCCGAGGAGCCACCUGCCGAGGAAGAGGAAGAGCACGCCAUGAACGCCACCAAGGCCCUUCCGCCACCCGUUGCGGUGCAAAGGGAGCAGGAAGAAGUGGAUUUGCUUCCGCUGCUCACCACGGAAACAGUCGAGGAGGAGGCAGACUUCUUGAACCUGAAGGCGGACGCCAUGUCCGGGGAAGAGCACGGCCAGCAGCUUGCCUUGGCUCUGUUCGACGGCAAACCGCCAACAAGCGAACUCUUCGACCCCUCAUCGUCAGCGGACUGGGAGACAGCCCUGGUCGAGUCAGCGAGCGCGCUGGCCAGCCAGCAGGCGGUACUCGGCGGCGGCCUCGACAUGCUUGUCCUCGACGGCAUGUACAGCCACGCGACGGCAUCCACGAACGCGCAGGCGUUCUCCGGGAGCGCGAGCAGCGUGACUCUGCGGCCGCCCGUGGCUCCCAUGCUGCUGGCGCUGCCUGCGCCCCCAGGGAUGUGCAGCGGCGCGGCAGCGGACCCCUUCGCGGCGUCGAUGGCGGUGCCGCCGCCGGCCUUCGUGCAGAUGUCCGACAUGCAGACGAAGCAGCGGCUUCUGACGGAGGAGCAGAUGGCGUGGCAGCAGUACGGCAAGAACGGCAUGCAGGGGCAGAGGGGCCUGGCAAUGCUACAGCCGCCGCAGCAGCGGCCGCAGCAGUUUAUGCCUCCUAGCGUUUGCAAUUACGCAGCGUAUCAUCAUCCUUCUUAG
Molecule: messenger RNA, 1827 nt
Organism: Brachypodium distachyon (stiff brome)
Lineage: Eukaryota; Viridiplantae; Streptophyta; Magnoliopsida; Poales; Poaceae
Product: putative clathrin assembly protein At1g03050
Exons: 2
Coding region: 1-1827 (608 amino acids)
Biological process (GO): vesicle budding from membrane; clathrin-dependent endocytosis; clathrin coat assembly
Cellular component (GO): clathrin-coated pit; clathrin-coated vesicle
Molecular function (GO): SNARE binding; clathrin heavy chain binding; phosphatidylinositol-4,5-bisphosphate binding
Source: RefSeq, a predicted model, not a curated record